AUGUCUUCCUCAUUUGAUGUCAAGUACUGCUCUCUUUGCGACGCCUACUUCUACAGCCAGGAAAUGCUCCAAGCCCAUAUAUCAAGCUCUCGCCGGCAUCCCAAGUGCUUAGCAUGCAAUAAAAGCUUUCUAAACAACAACUCGCUCCGUAACCAUUUUGUUCUCUCUCCCAAGCAUCACUACUGUCGCAUCUGCCAGAAACAUUUCAAGGCCGCCUCCGGGUUGCGCAUCCAUCUCGAUUUCGCGCAUGACGAGAGCGAUGAGGAGGAUGACCUGCGACCCGAGGGAUGGGAGGACGAACAAGCAUACGAGGAAGACCUCGCGCUUAGUGGGAACGAAAUACCCAUCCCUGAAGAAGAACUCAAUGCACUAUCCAUUGGACGAAGUAAUCUGGUUGAAUGGCCAGACCCGACCAUCGGAGCCCUGCGACUGCGGUGUCCUAUUUGCCUUUCGCAUCGCAGUGAUAUGUCGGCGACCCGCUGUGGCCAUAUCUUUUGCUCUGCGUCAGUUUUAUCUCCAUUUUCAAUCAAGCACAACCUCAUGAACAAGUCAGCUGCAUUACUCACGUUCUCGAAGACACAAAAUGGUGUCCCUCUUGUCGUCAACCUGCGAUCACAGCUCAGUUGCGCGCUCUGUCUUUGA
Molecule: messenger RNA, 642 nt
Organism: Mycena indigotica
Lineage: Eukaryota; Fungi; Basidiomycota; Agaricomycetes; Agaricales; Mycenaceae
Exons: 3
Coding region: 1-642 (213 amino acids)
Source: RefSeq, a predicted model, not a curated record